GAUUGUUGCGGAAUGGCCGAGCAGGAGGAGGCAGCGAACAGAGGCGUCGUCCACAGGAUGUUGGCGGUCGUCGGAGCUCAGAAUCUGGUCAGCAGUGUGUGGGGUUACGUCGACACAACGUUAAGGUGGUGCUGGAUCCCCAACUGGCUGCCGUCGUGGUGUCCCACAUCCCAGAACCAGCUGAAGACGGCGGAGGACAGGAUGCUGCGAGGUGUGAGCAGCCCCUUCUCCAAACAGUACAUCCCCAUCUCCAACAUUAACACACUGUGGACCCUGACGUUCAACAGCGACACUGUCAAAUCCAAAACCCCCAUGGUUCUGCUGCACGGCUUUGGAGGGGGGGUGGGGCUCUGGGCUCAGAACCUGGACGCUCUCUCUCAGCACAGACCCCUCUUUGCUCUGGACCUGCUGGGCUUCGGCCUCAGCAGCCGACCCCAGUUCUCCUCAGACAUCCAGAAGGCAGAGGACCAGUUCGUGGACUCCAUAGAGCAGUGGAGGACUAAAACGGGCCUGGAGACCAUGAUACUGCUGGGACACAACCUGGGAGGAUACCUGGCAGUGGCCUACGCUAUUAAAUACCCAGGCAGGGUAAAACACAUGGUCCUGGUGGAGCCGUGGGGUUUCCCUGAGUGUCCGGACACGGCCGAGGCCGACCGGCCCAUCCCGGUCUGGAUUAAAGCCUUGUGUGCCAUGUUCAGCCCCUUCAACCCGCUGGCAGGACUGAGGCUGGUGGGGCCGCUGGGUCCUGCGCUUGUCCAGACCAUGAGACCCGACUUCAGGAGGAAGUUUUCCUCCAUGUUCAGUGACAACACGGUGUCGGAGUACAUCUACCACCUGAACGUGCAGACCCCCAGCGGGGAAGCAGCUUUUAAGAAUAUGACUCUUCCCAACGGCUGGGCUAAGAGGCCGAUGCUGCAGAGGAUGGACCAGCUUCACCCCGACAUCCCCAUCACCAUCAUCUACGGAUCCCGCUCCAGCAUCGACAGCAAUUCAGGCAGCGUCAUCAAACACAUGAGGCCGAACUCACACGUGGAAAUCAUUACGAUCCGCGGAGCCGGACACUACGUCUACGCCGACCAGCCCGAAGACUUCAACCGCAGCGUUCUGCACGUGUGUGAAACGGUGGACUGAAACCGAGAUACGUUUGGAAACUGAACUCUGGAGAAAAAGGGUACGGCAUGGCUUCAGCAGCCGACGUGGAGCUGCAGAAUCCCACUUUGUGUAUGCGAGUUACAAGGAGGGUUUGUUGACGUUUCGGAGAAGUGAUCGGAUUUGGACUCAUGGAGAUCAUCAGCUGACCAGUGAUGCAGCGGUUAUUCUUAGAAGCUCAGUUUCUUCUUAACACAACGUCCUCUAUUUACUGCUAAUUACCAGCUAAUUACAUUCCUGCAGUGAUCCAGUGCCACCAAAUGGGUCUGAAUAGUUCACAUUACACAGUGUGCCUUAAAGUUGAAAUAUUGAGGGGUUAAUAUAUGAAUUGCAGGGUUCCCACGGUCAAGAAAAACCCGGAUAAGUCGUGGAAUUCUAAAACCUCAGGCUGGAUGUUCUGGAACAGUCAGGGAUGCAAACAACGCACCUUUUGGCCGUUUGGGAUUCAAAUAAGUUGUAGGUUUUUCUCCAUCUUGAUGCAAAAAUCAUCCGUGAAUCCACAUUGCAUUGCAUCAUUGUCACUGUUUUCAACCCUAAUGAGCCACAAGUUUGGAUUUUUUCCGUAAUGAAAUCCAUAAAAUGAGAAAACCAGUCAAACUGAGACCAAAAUAGAGCAGACUUCAGGGAUUCCUUUCAGUUUGUGGAGGCUUAUUUGCUAUAAUUUGACUAGAAAUAAAUGCAUUUUCCAUCAUUUUCGAUUUGCACAUGAUUACAAUUCUUAGAAAACAGGUCAUUAGUGUAAUGGUUUUUCUGUACUGAAUGUGAAAACAUCUGACAAUUAGAGAACAAAACCGGAUGCUAUUUUGUUUUCGUGCAAUAAUGAAGUGCCUUCUUGUUCAUGUGCAUAAAAGCUGUGAGCGGUCGUAGAAGUUCUAUUAUCAUUUUAUGAAAAUCGCGGAAACAUUCUGGAAUUUUGUCGGAAAUAAUUUGUGGGAACCCUGUAAUUGCUUCCACAAAUGAAAAGAGGAGA
Molecule: messenger RNA, 2119 nt
Organism: Sphaeramia orbicularis (orbiculate cardinalfish)
Lineage: Eukaryota; Metazoa; Chordata; Actinopteri; Kurtiformes; Apogonidae
Product: 1-acylglycerol-3-phosphate O-acyltransferase ABHD5-like
Exons: 8
Coding region: 13-1131 (372 amino acids)
Biological process (GO): positive regulation of triglyceride catabolic process; phosphatidic acid biosynthetic process; negative regulation of triglyceride storage
Cellular component (GO): lipid droplet; mitochondrion
Molecular function (GO): carboxylic ester hydrolase activity; lysophosphatidic acid acyltransferase activity
Source: RefSeq, a predicted model, not a curated record